Pistacia vera is the source of this 2074-nucleotide messenger RNA. RefSeq names its product bromodomain-containing protein 4-like. The transcript has 8 exons. Gene Ontology annotation, molecular function: protein binding. The coding region runs from base 155 to 1894 and encodes 579 amino acids. The record is from RefSeq and is a predicted model, not a curated record. NCBI's taxonomy places the organism in Eukaryota, Viridiplantae, Streptophyta, Magnoliopsida, Sapindales, Anacardiaceae.
UAUUGUUUUCAUCUUUCAUCGUACUCCCCGAAACCUAUAAAAACAAAAAAAAAAAAAAACAAAUAAAUCUCACUAACUUCGCUAACUUUGUCUCUUCGGAUUCAUUAACGAGUAUCCGAGGGGCGAGGAUAAACUAAUUCGUGGAACUUUAAACAUGAAGCGAAAGCGGGGGCACAAAAAAGGAAAAUUUAAAGGGGCAUCUGCCACAGCUAAAAAGGAGGCAAUAUCAAAUGCUGUUAGUCUCAAUAACACAGAACAUAAUUCUGAUAAGGUGGAUGAGUAUGGAAAUGAUGAAUAUGAGUCACCAAUGGAGAUUAAUACACCUUCUUCGACUGGGACUGAUCAGCCCCUGAAUGUUGCAAAUAUAAACCCUGAUGGGUCAGUUGAUAAGACUUUAGGGAAGCCGGUUGGACGUGUGAAAGUGAAGUUGAAGACUCCAAAAAUGUUGGAUUCUUCUCAUAGUGAUACUGAUAAGAGUAGCUCGCAAAUGGGUUUGGAGAGACAAUGUGGCAUUGUUGACAGAAUGGAGGAUAGUGCCAUGUCAUUGGCUGAACUGAAAAUGGGUCUUCUGGGGAAUACAAUGAAGAAAGCUGGGAGCAUUAAGAUUAAGUCAUCAAAGGCUUUGGGUGGUACAAGUGUUGGCAACACUGGCAACAGUGUUGCGACACAAGUUGAGAAUUCUUAUCAAAAACAACAUAAGAGACCUCGUAUGGAUCCUCAAUAUGACAGAGAAGAACUAGAUGCUGCGUUGAUGGUAAUUAAGAAGGUAAUGAAAAUGGAUGCAGCUGAGCCCUUUAAUGCCCCUGUGAAUCCUGAAGCUUUGGGAAUACCUGAUUAUUUUGAUGUUAUAGAUACACCAAUGGAUUUUGGAACAAUAUGCACGAGUCUUGAAAGUGGUGAUAAGUAUAUGAAUUCAGAAGAUGUCUACAAGGAUGUACAGUACAUCUGGGAGAACUGUAACAAGUAUAACAACAAAGGUGACUAUAUAUUGGACCUUAUGAAGCGGGUGAAGAAAAAUUUUAUGAAGUACUGGACAGCAGCUGGGUUAUACAGUGAGCAACCAAAGGGAAAUAAUGGUGUUGAAAUUAUUCAAGUUGAAGAUGUUGCCCAGUCCAGUCAAGCUAAAGUACAAGUUAAAGGUAGCCAACCAAAGCAGAAGUCAGGAAAACGUCAUGGAAGGCGUCAUAAACAUGAUUGUUUAUGUGCUAUAUGUGUUCUAAAGCGCCGCAAAAGGGAGCGUGAGGAGAGUGCUCGAAUUGCUAACCGUCAAAUUGGAGUUGUUGAUGUUCAAGAGGUAAUGUCUUCUCCUGUAGAAAGUCCUGGUGGUGAGGAUUCAUCAUCAGAUUCAGGUGAAUCACAGGACCCUGAUGCAGAUACUGAGGUUGAAGGGAAAAGAGAGGAGAUGAAAAUGGAGAGUACAAAACCUCAGUAUAGCCAUAUAGAUGGGAAGCAUGAGGCAGAUGAGGAGGAAGAGGAAGAGGACGAGGAGGAUGAAGAAGAAGAGGAUGGAGAAGAAGAAGACGAAGACGAAGAAGCGAAUGAGACGGAGAUUCAGAAGAAAGGUGAGGGUGAAGUCUCAAGAGAGUCUAUCAGACAAUCUGAACCAGGAAGAGCAGAGAAGCUUGGAACAGGAGUCCAAACUCAUUCCCGGGGGCAUGAGGAGGAACCUGUGGCAGUUAAGCAGAAAACAGAUAAGAAGUCACAAGAACGAGAAGGAAAAGCUAAGCUGUACAGUAACUUCCAAUUCGAAAGUCCCAUGCUUUUGAAUUUAUGUGGAAUUCUCUUCCCCAACAGUCAAAAAUCAGUUUGGAAUGGACCUCACUCCCUGGUUCAGCGUCAGGAUUCUACUCAUAAUAAUUCCAUUCAUGCAGCUAUCGAGUCUUUAAUGAAGUAAGUCCUUUAAUUGUUUGUAAGCACUUUUUAUAAGAUUAGGCAAAUGUGACUGUUCUCGCAAUUUUGUCGGGUUUAUUAUUGUCAAACAUGUACCACAGUACAACUUCUUAUUCAAAGUUCUAUUAUAUGGUUUCAAUGCCAGUAUAUGAGUGCAGUGUUCUGGUAGCAAGUAAUAUUUGUA